AUGAUGGAGACAAACGUCGAGGAAUUGCAUCUGUUAGAUGCAAAGACAAUCGCACAGCGUCUGCGACAAGAUCAACAAGCAUGCCGAGACAAAAAGGUACCAAGCAACCUGGCAAUUCAACUAUCUUCUGCUUCAGAAACUCUGUUUGACAGAGUAGCCAAGCAUCUAUCGCCACACUGUUCUUCCAACAAAACAUUGUACUGGUUCCAAUGCAACAGCAUUAUCGAAGGCAUCAAGGCUUACCUGGGCCAGUUGGAAGUGAUGGGCCGACCCGAGACUGAGAAACAUACAUCCAUAGAUAGGAUGCAUGUUCCAACAUCAGACCAGUUGGAAACAACUCUCAAAGUGCUGGACUAUCUUCAGAAACACCAAGUGGUGGCUCCAACAGAGCCUCUGCCAGGGGUUCUUGUUGCCUUACAAGGCCAACUUUCCAUGGACAAUAAUACUCGAUACAGACAACAUGAGAGAUUCCAAAGACAUGACGCACCGAAGGACUCGGGUAUGAAGAAACGAUGCUAUAUCUGUCGAUACCGUUUCACGCCGACUGAUUCUCACGACUUAUACCCGUCGCUAUGUCGCCAAUGCGGCAUGUUCAAUAUCAGCUCCUCAAAUCUCUCGUUACCACAUAAGCUCAAUCUCACUGGUAAAAUUGCCCUCGUUACUGGUGGGAGAAUAAACCUGGGCUACGCCACUGCAUUGAGACUCCUCCAUUGCGGCGCCAAAGUCAUCGUAUCCUCUCGGUAUCCCGCCGAUGCAGCAACCCGUUAUUCCACUGAAGCAGAUUUUUCUCAAUGGGAGAAAAAACUGAAAGUCGUCGGCGCUGAUUUCAGAACCGCAAAUGAUGCUUUCCGACUAGUGCAUAUUGUCAAACAAUUACUCCACGUCUGGGAUGACGAGGCUCCAUCUGAUCCCCCGCAAUCCCUAGACAUCCUGAUAAACAACGCAGCACAAACCCUCACCGAUCCAAUCAAAGCAGAAGUAAAAGCAAUUUCCAGAGAAGAGACUCUCUGCAAAGACACCCCACAGCUCCAAGCCCUGAUGGCAGGAUCCGAGAAAGACAGUUAUACGCCCCGAGUCAGAGGCGGACAGCAAGCAACCUGGAUUCCACGUAUAACAAGCAGCAAUCCACCAGAUCAGAUUGAAAAUGCUACCAACCCGCAGCUCACAAAUCAAGUAGCCACCAAAGGCCUCAGAACAACAAACAAUGAAGAUGAGCCAUCAAGGUCAUCCUGGGUCCAGUCUCUCAACGAAAUCCCCUACGCCGAUCUGAUAAGCGCCCACUCUGUCAACGCCUUCGUGCCUCUUAUUCUCUGUCGCGAACUCCUCCCAGUAAUGGGGAACCCGCCCGCCGGCGCAUCCACCUGCUCUCCGCCCACACCAGCGGGAUACAUAGUGAAUGUCUCAUCCCGCGAAGGCAUCUUGGAAGAUACACCCGCGUCACGAAGCAAAGCCGGACACCACGUUCACACAAACAUGUCCAAAGCAGCCAUCAACAUGAUCACAGAGACAGAGGCACAGGCGGCAUGGAAGGGACGUCGGGUGGCUAUGAAUUCGGUUGAUCCGGGGUAUAUGAGUGCUGCGCCGGAAUGCCAGCCUGCAGAUGGAUGUCCGAUUGGGUUUGAGGACGGUGCCGGGCGGGUUUUGUGGCCCGUUGCUGUUGGUGAGGCUGAGGAGGAGGCUGUUUGGGGACGUUUCUUGAAACACUUCCGGGUUGGGGUUGCUAUUACUCAGAGGGGGUAG
Messenger RNA from Penicillium nucicola, 1740 nucleotides. RefSeq lists its product as uncharacterized. The coding region runs from base 1 to 1740 and encodes 579 amino acids. The record is from RefSeq and is a predicted model, not a curated record. The transcript has a single exon. NCBI's taxonomy places the organism in Eukaryota, Fungi, Ascomycota, Eurotiomycetes, Eurotiales, Aspergillaceae.